AUGGCAGCAUUUUAUACUUCCCAUUACUUCAGGGCCUUCAUUUUCUCCAUUUUAUUCCUCAAAACCCUAGCUUUUGACCCAAUUCCUUUGUUUUCUUAUGCUGGUUUUGGUAAAGAUCUGAAAUUUAAGCCAAACGUGGCACUUUAUGGUAAUGCAAAGGUAGUCAAUGAUGGUUCUGGGAUUCAUUUCUCUGGUUCUGGGAGUUCAGACACGGGGAGUAUCAUGUACAAGAAACCCAUCAAACUUUUUCAAGGUAAACCAAGGCAAUUGGUGUCCAUUUCUACUUACUUUGCAUUUUCAAUCUCCUUGGAUAGUGGGGGUGGUUUGGCUUUUGUUAUGAUUCCCAAGGGUUCUGAAGGGGAUGUGUUUUAUAAAAGUUCUUCUGGGUUGAAUGAUAGAAAUUUUGAAGUUAUUGGGGUUGAGUUUAGUGCUUCACGGGGUGGUGAAAAUGGGGUUUCUUCUAGUUGUAAUGUGACCAUUAAUCUUGGUGGUUCAGUUGUUGCUAAAAUAAGUAACAAUUGGGCUUUAAGAAGUGGAGAAAAGUUGCAUGCUUGGAUUGACUAUGAAGCUAGUUCAAGGCGCUUAGAAGUCAGGUUGAGUCAGCAUGGUAAAUCAAGGUCUUCUGUUCCACUGCUAUGGCACUCAAUUGACUUGCCAAAUGUGUUGAAGGAGGAUGAGAUGUUUGUGGGUUUUAGUUCUGUAAAGGGGAAUGGUUCUCAAGCAUGCUUUCUCUAUUCGUGGAGCUUUGUUCUGAAGAGUUUUCCACAUUCAAUGCAUUCAGAGCCUCUGGAUCCAAAGGUCUUUGUAAAAAACACCGAAGAUCCUGUGGUUAAACAAAGGAGUGAUUGCUUUUUAAGAGUUCUUGCUGCAAUGAUAUUUGGUACUGGAUGUGGAGCUUUGACAGCAUUUAUUGUGCUUUACUUGUGGACCAUCUUUGGUAAUAAACGUGUAGUGGUGCCAGAGGAAACUGUUAUGCAACCUGUAGAUGUUGAGUAUAGGAAAGUCAAAAUUGUUGUAGAUAAAACCAUCCAAGAUGGUAAGAAUUAA
Messenger RNA from Sphenostylis stenocarpa, 1047 nucleotides. NCBI's taxonomy places the organism in Eukaryota, Viridiplantae, Streptophyta, Magnoliopsida, Fabales, Fabaceae. The record is from the annotation of a GenBank genome assembly.